Messenger RNA from Saccostrea cuccullata (small rock oyster), 1572 nucleotides. RefSeq lists its product as uncharacterized. NCBI's taxonomy places the organism in Eukaryota, Metazoa, Mollusca, Bivalvia, Ostreida, Ostreidae. The coding region runs from base 613 to 1218 and encodes 201 amino acids. The record is from RefSeq and is a predicted model, not a curated record. The transcript is spliced from 3 exons.
GAGCACUGCUAGGAAUAAAUGAGAUAAAUCAUGAACAAUUUCGUCGUAAAUCCAAACGAAAGAUUGUAAAACCACUACAUCAGCUUACUAUUCAAGUUUUACAGUCUAAAAAGUAUCCCAAGUUGGCUUUAUCUGCCGCAUAUGCUUCAUAUUUGUUUCCAUCAAUGUUAAAAUAGUGGCAAAAUGAUUCCCCUAUUGGUAUAAAUGUUAAGGUAGAAGGUUUUGAAAGUAAUAUUCCUUUCUGGUUUUCGUAUCCAGAGCUUAAUAGAAGUUCAGGGGAAAUCUUGUGCAAGAGUCUAGAUUGCUCUCAUAACUUGACGCAUCUUAGAGUGCUUACAUGCACAAACGGAUUUGGCAGUGUAACAAGUGAGGGCUGGAAGGCUUGCGCCAGAUCUAAUACAACCGCCUUAAAAGGUACCACUUGUUGAGGACAUUAUUGACAAACAAAGUGUCCCUAAUGCUAGGACGCAUUUUUCUAGCGAAGUGGAAACAUGGCUACUAGAGAACAACUUUGAAGAAGCAGGAAAACUGACGAGAAUAAUAAGGAAAUGGUAUGAGGCAAGCGAUUCGCCAGGCAUUUCAUCCAAAGAAAGAAUUCAACACCUGAAAGAUAUGCGGAAAUUUUUGCUAGAUGAUACCGACUUUGGAAAAUUUCCUCCAAAAAGGCGUUAUAUCAAUGGCAUACCAAUUGUAACAUUUCAAGGAAUGUGUAUUGACAUAGACACACAGAUGUAUGGAAUAACUGGUUCGUACAAUGUUAGAUGCGUCGGUUCCCUGGCUGCAGAGACCACUGUUGGAGUGUUGCAAUCCCCUAGUCCAGUCAGUCAGGUAUCCAUAAAGGCCAGGGAUGUUCCAGCCCUUAUGAACACAUUAGUGGAUGUUAUGACAUGCAAAAUAAAUACAGAUAGGGGCUUUUACAUGCGAACAUCAAAAUCUAGUGGUGUAUACCCAGUUCAUGAAGGCGAGGUUUCAAGAAUGGAUAUCUCAACCGACCAGUGUUCUUCUUCACCAGUCUGUUAUAUUUCGUCAAACAUCGUUCCGAGAGACCACCAUUUUGAUGAACCUGAAAGGCAAAAUGUUGUUCGGAAAAUAAAAUUUGGAAGCAUAUCAAAUCCAAGUGAACCAUCUAGGGGAGCGCUGUCUGUCCGGCAGUACCAUAGAAAAGACGAAUCGAAAAUAUUGCCGACAAAACGAUUAAGAAUAUCAGUUGAUUUCUAAAACUAACAAUAGAUCCAUGGGUCACAACGCUCGCCUGAGUUCUCUGCCAGAACCCCCCCCCCCCCUUGUAAUACUUAGAUUCCACCGUACCCCAAGGGGUCAUAUUUUGAAUAAUUUAGAAUCUGCACAACCUAAAAAAUACAAUAAAUAUUUCAGAUUGUUACUAAGAAGACUGAUUUUUAAAGAAUUUGUUUAAAAUGCGUUUUGAUAUGACAAUUUGAUUCUCUUUUAGGGUCCCAACCAACCCUUGGGGCCAUAUAUUGAAUAAUUUAUAAACUACACUACUUCAGGUACUUUUUUUAUUUUUUGAAUAGCCACACCAUAUUUUUGCCUUUUCUCAAUUAUAUUUCCUUG